Molecule: messenger RNA, 1296 nt
Organism: Coprinopsis cinerea okayama7#130
Lineage: Eukaryota; Fungi; Basidiomycota; Agaricomycetes; Agaricales; Psathyrellaceae
Exons: 10
Coding region: 1-1296 (431 amino acids)
Source: RefSeq, a predicted model, not a curated record
AUGAAGUGCAUCGGUUCUCUAGCGCUUGCUCUGCUCUCUGUUACUUCUGUUUUAGCGACAGGAUCGCUCUAUCCUAGGCGCCCUCCAGGUGGUGGACAUGGAGGUGGGGACUCCGACGACAUGGACUUUCCACCUGGGAGCGGUCCAAGUCGUGGCGGAGGUUCCGGCGGAGGCAACGAAACCUCUUCAAGCCUCCGAGGAGAUUCAAGAUGUGUUUCCACUAUGUGCAUUGCUGCAGAAGUGAAUGGGGACACCGUUCGAUACACGUUGACAAGCCAGCGUCCCGAAGUUGGUUGGAUGGCUAUUGGAUUUGGUCGCCAGAUGGUGCGAUCCCCAAUGGUCAUUCUAUGGGCCAAUUCAGAUGGAUCGAUAACCUUGUCACAAAGACAAGCCGCUCGCCAGGUUGAGCCCGAUGUGGUGGCCGCCCCUCCACGAGUCGCGACCCUGCAAAACUCUUUGUCAGUGGCCAAUGGCGAUACCCAGCAAUCCCUCAUCUGGGCCUUCUCUCCCGUCCAACCAUCUUCUUCUGACGUUGACGCCCGCCUGGUGCAACAUACGUCUCAAGGCACGAUUACUUUGGACUUAACAAGGACCACUGGGGGCGGCACGAAUGGAGGCAGUAGCGACGAUGCGGGCGAAAGCGUCCCAUUAACGGGAAACCAAAAGACCCUCCUAGCUCACGCGGUUGUCGCAACCGUCGGUUUCCUCGUAAUUUUGCCAAUCGGAGCAUUGAUUCCCCGAUAUCUACGCACAUUCGCCAGUGGAUGGUUCAAGUUCCAUUGGAUUAUCCAAUUCAUCCUUGGUGGACUCGCCGUCGUCAUUGGCGUCAUCCUUGGAAUCGUCGGUGUCGCCAACUCAGGUGGAACUCAUGUCAACUCUACCCACAAACGUCUGGGCAUUGCGUUAUUGGUGCUCUACAUUGUGCAGGUCUCCCUCGGUGCAUUUAUUCACUUUGUUAAGCCCAAGAAUCGCCCCGGCCGGCCGCCACAGAACUACCUACAUGCUGUCUUGGGUAUCGCUAUCAUUGCUCUAGCGCUAUGGCAAGUGAGGACGGGAUAUAGACAAGAAUGGCCUGAAAGCACUGGGAGGCCGGCCGCCAAUGGUGUCAACAUUGUGUGGCAUGUCUGGGUUGUCUUGCCUAUGGUGCAGGACUUGCUCUCUUGCCCAGACAAUGGAGGCAAGAGAGGAAGGCAAGACAAGGCCACUAACUCAGUAAAUAUGAGCCACCCACGAAGUUCGACGCUCCCGCAGCUCGAGAUUCCAAAGAAUAGUGUAUUGAUUUUCCUCUGUUCGUAA